AUGCCCACAGCCGCCGAGAUGUUCAUCAACGGCCAAUGGGUCGAACGUGGCCAGACGAACGCGCUGGAGGUCGAGAACCCCUCGAACGAAAACGUCAUUGCGACAAUCCCGGACGGGAACGCUGAGGAUGCCCGCAAAGCACUCACAUCUGCCAAAAAGGCACAAGCGGCCUGGGCGGCAAUGCCUUCCGCCGAACGCGGCAGCCUUGUCGCCUCGCUCGCCGAUCAGGUCGCGGCACAAAGACAACACCUCGCGCGACUUGUUACCCUUGAACAGGGCAAGCCGCUGAGCCACGCACUUCAGGAGAUAGAUGCCGGCAUCACCUUCCUGAGAUACGCCGUGGAAAACGCUCGCAGGAUCGAAGGCGACAUCGUCACAUCGGACAACCGUUCGGAAGAGAUCCACAUCAGACGUCACCCCUACGGCGUUGUGGUUGGAUUGACCGCCUGGAACUAUCCCUUCGCACUGGCAGCACGAAAGCUGGGUCCUGCACUGGUAGCCGGAAACACAUUCGUUUUGCUCUCACAUGAGGCGACCCCGUUGUCGGGUCUCGCGCUUGCGCAAUUGAGCGACAAAGCCGGUAUCCCGGCAGGAGUGUUCAACGUGGUCACCGGCCGCGGACGCGUCGUCGGAGAAGCGCUUGUCCGAAGCCCGCUAUCCGAUCUCGUCACGAUGACCGGAAGCACGCGUGCCGGGCGCGAGAUUUACAAAUCCGGCGCGGAGGAUAUCAAGGUCAUCCGUCUUGAGCUUGGAGGCAAGGCACCCUUCCUCGUCAUGGAAGACGCAGACAUCGACAGCGCGGUCUCCGCGGCGGUUGCGGCGCGGUACACAAACUGCGGACAGAUCUGUACCUGUAACGAGCGCAUGUAUCUUCACCGCUCGAUUGCAGACGAAUUCCUGGAAAAAUUCAUUGCUGCGUCAGAAGCGCUGAAAAUCGGCGAUCCGCUCGGCAAUGUGGACCUCGGUCCCAAGGUCAGCCGCGUGGAAAGGGACAAAGUUGCCGACGUCGUCGCUCAAAGCAUUUCCUCAGGUGCCGACAUUCUCCUCAAGGGCGGCAUUCUGGAGGACGGUCCCUUUGCGAAGGGACACUGGCUCGCACCCACCGUUCUUGAAGCAACGCGAAAUGACAAUCCUGCCGUCCGGGAAGAAAUAUUCGGCCCAGUGGCAACUGCUGUAAGGGUCGAUGAUUUCGACAUGGCGGUCGCGUAUGCGAACGACACGUCAUUCGGACUGUCCGCGUACCUGUUCACCCGCGAUUACAAACGUCUGGCCGAGGCACCCUACCGCCUGAAAUUCGGAGAGCUCUAUCUCAACCGGUCCAACGGAGAGGCGGUUCAGGGAUUUCAUACCGGAUGGGGCCUGUCCGGACUGGGCGGAGAAGACGGCCGCUACGGCUUCGACGGCUACCUGCGCAAGCAGACAGCCUAUCUGAAUUGGGGUUAG
Effrenium voratum is the source of this 1443-nucleotide messenger RNA. The record is from the annotation of a GenBank genome assembly. Lineage: Eukaryota; Dinophyceae; Suessiales; Symbiodiniaceae.